AAAAUACACAGUUCUUGAACCAGUGGCAAUGGCUUCUUCUAUACCCAACUCCCCGUGGCUUUGCCCUCUAAAACCCACAAAAACAACUCCAUCUUGUCUCUAUUUAAACCCCAGAAGCUCAACAUUCAAACCCAUCAACUCUUCUUCAUCAUCUGACAAUUCUUCAGAGCCCAAAAAACCAGUUCUUGAUCCUGUAAAACUUGCAUUCGAGAAAGCUAAGUCUUACAAGAACUCAAAAACCAACACCAACCCAGUUGUUAUUCAAGGGCCAGAUGGUGGUUCUGAUGAUUUAGUGGGUACAAAUGACUCUUCAUUAUCAUCUGAUAAACCUUUGGAACCCCCGGUUCUUGAUCCUGUCAAACUUGCAUUUGAGAAAUCGAAGGCAUACAAGGACUUAAAAACAAAUGCGAAGCCACUAAGUAAUCAACAGCCAGCUGAUGAUGCAGUGAAAAAAACUGGAGGGUCAGAGUUGAGAGGUGCUAGUGUUGAGGGUAAAGAGGGUUCUGAUGCUUUUAAAGUUGCAAUGGAGAAAGCAAAAGAUUACGGAAGGACUAAAGGGGGGUUGACGGAGAGUAAAGGAGCGGGAAGUGGUGAUGGAAUUUCAGUGCUAAAGUUUUCAGGAUCCAGAGAAAAAAGUGAAAGUCCAACGGUUGAGGAAAGAGCUAAUAAUAAGAAGAAAAUGACUGUUUCGAGCAUUGAUUUUGUGGGUCUCAACUUUUCGGAUAAAAGAAGUAGCAGGGGACUACCACCAGGUUUGGUUCCUACUGUAGACCCUUUUUCUGACACAGAUGAGGUGGAGAUAAUAGUAGGAGAUACUAGCAAGUUCGAAGGUACAACAAGAUCAAAUCCGGCGACUGUGGAUGAAAAUCAGGAUGUCUAUAAGCCAAAGGUUUCUACAUGGGGAGUUUUCCCUAGGCCUAGUAACAUCUCAAAAACAUAUGGUGGUGAAAAAGUAAUACGUCCCGGUGAGGCUCUUGAGACUGCAGAGGAGAAGGCUUCCAAAGAAGCUCGUACAAGACAACUACUUGCUGCUUAUAAGAAGAAAGUUGGCUUAAACAUUGACCCCAAAUUAAAAUCUGAAUGUCAGAAGGUAUUGAAUGAUGGGGACUUACUGAUGGAUCGAGGAAUGCUUGAGGAAGCUUUGCCGUUUUAUGAAAGGGUAAUGGAAAAGUUGCCAUUUCAGACUGAACUUCAUGGUUUAGCUGCUCUUCAGUGGUCUAUAUGUCAAGAUUCACUUACUAGGGUGAACGAGGCCCGUGUAAUGUAUGAAAAGCUUCAAUCUCAUCCAAAUCCUAAAGUGAGCAAGCAAGCAAGAAAUUUCGUGUUUGGCUUCCAGGCCAUGGAAAUGCUAAAGGUUCGAAAAUCGACGCCUUCUCCGACAAGCACAGGUUACCAAAAUUAUUUCGAUGCUUUUGUCAAAGAUAAAAGUACAGUCUCCCUAGAAGAGACGGAAGCUAAUGAAGGUGCAUUUAGCGAAGUCCUUCCUUAUAUGGUUUUCUUAUGUUGUCCUAUAUUGAUAGUCUUAGUAAUUGCUGUACAGAAAGGGAUCUGAAUUGAAAUUUUAUUAAUAUCACCUAGGAUGUAAUUAACAUUUUCCUUUUGUAUACAGUCAGAGCUUAUCAGAUACAUGAAAUAUAGCGAGUAAAUAUUGAUUAAGGUUGUAAAGGCCGUCGAUGUUCUUCAUUUGUAAUAUCAUGGUAUCUAUGCUUCCCCGGA
Molecule: messenger RNA, 1716 nt
Organism: Daucus carota subsp. sativus
Lineage: Eukaryota; Viridiplantae; Streptophyta; Magnoliopsida; Apiales; Apiaceae
Exons: 8
Coding region: 29-1552 (507 amino acids)
Source: RefSeq, a predicted model, not a curated record